Messenger RNA from Funneliformis geosporum, 459 nucleotides. NCBI's taxonomy places the organism in Eukaryota, Fungi, Glomeromycota, Glomeromycetes, Glomerales, Glomeraceae. The record is from the annotation of a GenBank genome assembly.
AUGACAGGAAAAUCAAAUUUCAUAGCUAAUGCUGUAGGAUUGGUUAAUUCUCGAAAUCAAAAUAUGAAUAUUUAUAUUCAUAUUGUAGCUUUCUAUCCAAAAGACUCAGUAAAAGAUAGUAAUUUAGAGAAAUUUAAAAAAGGAGAUAUUAUUAAGGUUCAGGGUAGAUUUUCGAUAAUUGAAACAGAAGUCAACGAAAGUAAAGUUAAACUUAUUAAGGUUGUAGCAUCUGAUAUAUGCAUACUUAAUCUUGACGAAGAAGAUCUUCCAAGAUCUUCCUUAUCUGUUAUAUUGAUAGGUACUGUGUCUGGUAAUCCUGAAAUUGGAACUGAUAAAGUUACUCUAGAUUUAAAUGCAAGAGAAUAUAUUGAUAAUCAAAUAAUAGUUUUCUUUUGUUUAACUUAUAUCAUUUUCCCAAAGAUAGCCAUUUGUUACCAAUUACAACAAAAAUUUCGCGUG